GGAGGAAAUAAACACCACUGACUCGCUCAGCCUGCGGCCGUGACCUUAUUCAGCAGCAGCUGAGGCCAAACCACUGUGACCUCAGAUAACCUGCUGCUGUCCACACGCUGCAGACACACACCGAGGAUAAAUCUGCUCCUCAGAUUAACAUGGCUGUCUCUGAGCAGAACCUGGAUGACUACAACAUCUACAACCACCUGACUGAUGAGGAGCUGCUGCAGAUUGCUGUUGAGAGAAGUUUAUCUGAAAAGCAGCCUUCAUCAGCAUCAUCAUCAGCAGGAGCAGCAGCAACAGGUCCAACCCAAACAAACCCAAACCCCCCACACAGAGGUCCUGACUCCUCCAAAUUUCUGCAAAGAGUUCCUCCAGCCCAACCUCCCCCCCACGUCCAGAACUGUGCAAACCCUCCCACAGCCCUCUCACAGUUUCUCUACAAGGUCUCCAAGAGAGAGGUCAGUCCCUUACAGUCCAUCAUCAUGAAUGGGGAUGCAGAAGCUUUGAUGGACUUGGUGCGACAGCGGUCAAACAGCCUAAUGGAGCCAAAUGAUGAAGGCUGGAUCGCUCUUCAUGAAGCUGCUUAUUACGGACAGCUGCAGUGUGUCAGGAUCCUGGUCAGAGCUGCACCUGACACAGUGAACAGGUGUACUUUGAAGCAUGGGACUGCCCUAAUGCUGGCUGCUGGGCGAGGAAACUUUUCCUGUGUUGAGUUUCUUCUGAAGCACGGAGCUGACCUAAACAUCAGCAACAAGGCCCGGGAGACGCCGCUGUUUGCAGCCUGUGAGAACCCAAACGAAGCCAUUGUGGAGCUGCUGCUGAGGUCAGGAGCUCAGGUGAACCGCUCCUGCAUUCAGGGAGGAACACCUCUUCACGAAGCCUGCAGACAUGGACUAUUGAAGCUCUGCAAGAUGUUACUGGAUGCCGGAGCCAAUCUUAAACUGAAAAACAUCUACAAUAUCCAGCCAUUCUUCACUGCUGCACAGAACGGACAUGUAGACAUAAUCCACCUGCUUGCACACAAAGGUGCAGAUAUAAAUGCACAGGCUGGAGAUGGAGCCUCACCAAUAUACGAAGCCUCUAAGAACGGCCACAUUUCAGCUGUGGAAGCACUGCUCACUCUGAAAGCUGACGCCAACCGAACCACAAAGUCUGGACUGCUGCCUCUUCAUGUGGCUGUUCAGAACAACCAUGCACGCGUCGUGUCCGUCCUGAUCCCAGUCACCAGUAGGGUCAGAAUAAAGCGCUGUGGCAUCAGCCCUCUGCACAUGGCUGCAGAGAGGAACAGGGAUGAAAUCUUAGAGCUUCUCAUCAAGGUUGGUUUUGAUGUUAAUGCCAAACUGUCGCAGGACUGGUCCAGAAUUUAUGAAGACCAUCGCAGUACAGCACUCUACUUCUCGGUCUACAAUGGAAACCUAGAGGCUACACAGAUGCUGCUGGAGGCUGGAGCCAACCCCAACCUGGACAUCUUCAACCCACUGCUCAUUGCUGUCCGGCUCGGCUGGGUGGACAUGGCAGUGCUGCUGCUGAGGUAUGGCGCUGACGUAAAUGCUCAGAUCUCCACGCAGCCUUCCUCCUUCCCGUCAGCUAUCCUGUUCAGCAUGGAUUGUCUUCCCAUGCUCAAACUGCUGUUGGACCACGGCUGUGAUGCGAAGUCCUGUUUCCAGUGUUCCUAUGGCCAGAAACCACAUCCCACCAUUGCACCAUCACGGCAUCCCAUUGAAGAGCUACAGGUCAGCGUAGAUUUGCCACCACAGCACAAAAUUCAGUUUUGCGAGGAAAUCUCCAGCUUGUCUUAUUGCCUGACACCUGGUCCAAUCAUCUUGAUGCUGCUGGACUACGUCAGUCACAUCUGCCUCUGCUCUCGACUGGUUGGCAUCCUAGCGAGUCAUAGUGACUGGGCACUGAUCAAACUAAAAGCUUUUCCUCCUCAUCCUCUGAUGCAGCUUUGCAGGCUGAAGAUUCGACACCUGGUGGGAAUCCAAGGACUGAAACUGCUUCACACUCUGCCACUUCCUGUCAGACUUAUCCGCUUCCUGCACUAUGAUGUCCACUGUCAUAGCAUAUAACAACAAAGUGAGAUUAAUGGCUUAACGAACCGUGUCGAGCUUAAGGUCAGAGUUUUCUGUGUCAAUAAAAUGGCUCUCUUUUUACCAGGCUAGAUCACUAUGGUAACUGAUUCUGAACACAUCUGGUCAGGAGCAGGUCAUUUUCAGUCUCACGUUUUCCCCGAUUCUUUUUUUUCAGCAUGUUCUGUGUGAUAUAGAUUCUCUGCUGGGGGAAUACAGUUUAUAUGUGCAGCUUGUUACUAAAACCACUGAAUGAAGCCAAACUCUAAAGUUACAGUAGCUCAAACUGUGCAUCACAUU
This is a messenger RNA of Archocentrus centrarchus (flier cichlid), 2363 nucleotides long. Its product is annotated as ankyrin repeat and SOCS box protein 2-like. Gene Ontology annotation, biological process: intracellular signal transduction. Gene Ontology annotation, molecular function: protein binding. NCBI's taxonomy places the organism in Eukaryota, Metazoa, Chordata, Actinopteri, Cichliformes, Cichlidae. The coding region runs from base 150 to 2063 and encodes 637 amino acids. The transcript is spliced from 8 exons. The record is from RefSeq and is a predicted model, not a curated record.